Angiostrongylus costaricensis is the source of this 510-nucleotide messenger RNA. Lineage: Eukaryota; Metazoa; Nematoda; Chromadorea; Rhabditida; Metastrongylidae. The record is from the annotation of a GenBank genome assembly.
AUGAUGCUAGACGAGAAUGGAGGCGGAAUGGCCGGCAAUGAUCUCCGGACGCUCAUUGAGUCCCGCAUUCCGGAGCAUCGAGCCAACCUGGAGACGAGUCACGUCAAUCUCGAGAACGUCGCCGUCUACUGCGAGGCCAGAUACCUGAAUGCUUCCGAUCGAAACGCGGCGUUCGAGGAGACGAAGCAGUUCGCAUUGCAGUCUCUCGCCAGUGUCGCGUACCAAAUAAAUACUCUUGCAAGAGACCUUUUGGACAUGUUGGAUCUACAAACCGAUAAGAUUUCAAAUCUUACCGCUCAAGUGGAGAACAUCGAUGUGGUUGUUAAUAUUCAUAAAGAAAAGCUUUCACGACGAGAGAUUGGCGCACUUACAACAAAUAAGUCGAUUCAGAAACAACCUAAGAUUAUUGCACCUGCUAUUCAGGUGAGAUAUUGUGCUUGUAACACAUUCACAUCGCUACGUAUUGCCUUGGAGGCCCAUAUGGCGAAAAGUAAACUGCGUGUAUUUUGA